This is a messenger RNA of Ostertagia ostertagi, 1671 nucleotides long. The record is from the annotation of a GenBank genome assembly. Lineage: Eukaryota; Metazoa; Nematoda; Chromadorea; Rhabditida; Trichostrongylidae.
AUGAAUAAAAGUUACAUCAUUAAUCAGUACAGAAUUACAUUGCUCUAUCAGUUUUCUGUGGUAGGCGAAGAGUGUCAGAAACUCGCCGAGAUUUUGGGAUCUGAACUAACAGUACUGUCACGUUGCAUUCGAUGCGGAGAGCUGAAUGGAUCCGAUGAAAAGAAGAUCGUUAUUUCCAUGAACUAUCCGGAAGCUGCCGAACAGAGAAACAUGAGCUACCUACUGGAGAAAGCGUUGCAUGCGAAAGGACAACGUCAAGGGCCAUGCGAAUCUUGUUCAGUGACCACUCGCAUGGAUGACACUAGAAGAGUCCAGAAGCUUGCACCAAUAUUGCUGAUCGACACGAAUCCGGGUAGUCCAAAGUUUACCGAGUUUUGGGAGAAGCAACUGAAGCUGUCUGAAUCUCGCCCUCGAUACCGUAUCCCGGAAAAAGAAUGUUCACUGGAAGGAGGUGGCCGAGCUGAAAAAGACCAUGCCGAUAUGGACAGGAGUGUAGGAACAGGCAGGUCGUACUGCCAAAUAUUCGUCGAUGGUAACGGACGAAUUGGGAUCGGAAUGCGCUUCAUUGGCUUUGAAGACACGGGAUGUGGUGAUUGGAAACAUUUUGUUACUCCAGCGUUCAAUGCCAGGGUAGCUAACGGACUGGCAAUUUUGAGCGAAAAGCCAAUGGAGGGCGAGUACGAUCGCUAUGAAUUGGUAGGAAUUGUAGCAGCCAUUGGUGAUGGUAAUGGACAAUGGACUCAUUCUGUAACACUUAUCAAGGACGAUGCAGAUUCAAAAAGCCCUUGGUGUCUUUUUGAUGAUGUGCUGGUCACUCGUGUUCAUGAGGAUGAAGCGCUCCAUAUGGAUUCUCGAUGGAAGUUACCGUUGAUUCUUUGCUAUGCGAACGAGAAGUCCGAUUUGAUGAAAGUUCCUGAAACCCGAUUGCCAAUCCCGUGCUCGGUUUUUCAAACGGACAAUAAUCUUACUGGUAAUGAAGAAGUAGCCCGAGAGCGGAGGAUGCUUGAAAUCCCUGGUGAAGGCGACUAUGUCGGGAUUGAUGCGGAAUUCAUCAACGUUGGCAAUGAACAUGGACGGAAGUCAGUAGGAAGAGUUAGCUGCGUCAAUUCAACAGGUGAACAAAUCCUUAUUGAUGACUACGUGGUCACCUGUGAAGGCGAUGUUGUUGAUGAUUAUCUUACUCAAUACAGUGGAAUAAUGGAGGACGACCUUGACCCUAACAAGUCAACAAAACAUCUCACAACUUUGAAACGCGUCUACAUGAAAGUAUUACAUCUGAUUGAGAGAGGCUGCAUUUUUGUGGGCCAUGCGCUAGUCAACGACUUCUCUACGCUGAACAUUCAUGUGCCGGCGAAACAGAUGAUUGAUACCGUGGAGUUAUUCCGUGUACCACAGCAACGUCUUUUCUCGUUACAGUUUCUUGCAUGGCAUCUACUUGGCGAAAAGAUUCAAGUGGGGAUCCACGACUCCGUUGAGGAUGCUCGGGUCGCAUUGAAACUUUUCAGGAAGUGGGAGGAACUCAGCAAGGAUGGCACUUUGGAGAGCGUUUUGAACUCGUUAUAUACAACGGGUAAGCAGUUGGGAUGGCGUGUUGACCAUGCUCCUCAAUCGAAAAGCAGCUCCCCGCUUUCAGAAACACGUGCGGCUGGCGCGUCACCGCCUUUAGAGUAA